AUGGAAAUCAAAUUGACUUUUGGAAAGAAUGACACCGUGGAACAAAUGCGGGAAAGUCUGCUUGAAGCACCUGCCUUGGAUAAUCUAGUGUUGGAUGAAUGUCUGUGUAUUGAUGAUAACAGCGUUCUUCAAUUCAUUCACGUCAUAAACCGAAAGCUACGUACGUUGGAGGCACGUAAAUUGUAUAAAUUCACUGAUGCGGCUGUGGAAGUCAUUGCCAAUCGCUGCAAAGAGCUGCAGCAUGUGAAGUUCAUCGGGUGUAAUAAUUUGGGUCAAAAGUCUAUCAUUUCACUGGGGAAGCAUUGUAAAAAGUUGCAGUCAAUUGCCUUCAUAUACGAAAAUGGUACAGAUUGGCCACUAGUUGAUGACGUUCUAAGUGUGCUUGUUGGUCAUUUUACAUCAGAUCUUCUAGCCACAACCUUUGUUGGUUUCAAAGGAAUAACUGAUAUUGGAAUUAGUUAUGUUGCCGAAUGUUUUCAUGAAAGUUUAAACGCAAUCGAUUUUAGUUCAUGUGCUCAUGUGACUGAUGGAAGCCUGAUCGGGCUGGCAACUAACUGUCGGCUUCUUCGCAGUGUGGCAUUCAACAGUACGUCCAUUUCAGACAAAGGUUUGAAAGCUUUAUCAGAAAAGUGUAUAAAUCUACAGCAUGUCGAUGUAGGGAAUUGUGUAAAUGUGACUGAUCAAAGUGUCAAAUAUCUAGCUGAACACUGUACUUUAUUGGAAUUCAUCAGCGUUGAGAACUGCAAACAGAUCACUGAUGCUUCACUACGGGCUUUGACACUUCACUGCGGCCUUCUCCAAAAUGUCAAUUUCCACAACACUGGAGUAAAGAAAAUUCCCAUCACUAUUCUCCGAUUGGCAUUCUUAGUGCAGUUUGAUGUGAAAAUGUGCAAGGAGCUGUCAUUCCCACCCCCUGAGAUUAUUAACAAGGAUGUAGACGGAAUCACUGAUUUCUAUAGGAAAAGGCAUCUUGGAUACCGACUGCGUGUGUUGUUUCUUGGAAACCAGGGAAGCGGAAAAAGUAGUUUGGUGCAGUCAUUAAUCACGGAUACUGCUAAGCUUGUGGAUCACCCCACGGAUGGAGUUAAUGUUGAGUUAUGGAAUCCAUUUCACGGUGUAGCAAACGAAGUACUGCUUGAGAGAGAAUUGAGUCCAGAUGAGAAGAUUCUUGGUCUGGACAUGUGGGACACCUCGGGCAGAACU
This is a messenger RNA of Saccoglossus kowalevskii, 1203 nucleotides long. Its product is annotated as F-box/LRR-repeat protein 20-like. Lineage: Eukaryota; Metazoa; Hemichordata; Enteropneusta; Harrimaniidae. The record is from RefSeq and is a predicted model, not a curated record.